Messenger RNA from Pieris napi, 1717 nucleotides. RefSeq names its product LIM and senescent cell antigen-like-containing domain protein 1 (gene stck). The record is from RefSeq and is a predicted model, not a curated record. Gene Ontology annotation, cellular component: cytoplasm; focal adhesion; cell-cell junction. Bases 684 to 1715 code for a protein of 343 amino acids. Gene Ontology annotation, biological process: positive regulation of integrin-mediated signaling pathway; positive regulation of substrate adhesion-dependent cell spreading; cell-cell junction organization. The transcript has 8 exons. Lineage: Eukaryota; Metazoa; Arthropoda; Insecta; Lepidoptera; Pieridae.
AUUCUAAUUAAAUCCUUGUUAUUUUUUGGGAAAACUUAAUAAGCUUUUCUUUUUGUAUUGGUAUUUCUUUUCGAUAUAUAAGGUAAAUACUUAAAUAUUUAUGAUACUUAUCAUAAGUAUUUGACAUUGUAAUCUAUACGUUGCCCUACCAUUUGGAUUGGUUUUGUCCAGAUAGAUUAAAGAACAUCAGCAAUUACUUUUAUUUGAUAUCUUUCUUAUUUUUGAUCAAAAUGCCUGGGUAAGCAACAUGUUAUGUAUGUGGGAGUGGUCCCACAUUCAUUUACUCAUUUAACCACCAUAACAAUCAAUAGUUUAACGUCAGAUUAAUUUAUACAUUAUUCAUAUAUGUAUUUAAUUCAUUAUAAUGUACAUCAUCUAUGUCAAGUUACACUAGUUCCUUAUGAAAUAAAGAUCAGAUGUUUCUACUCCAUCAAUGACCUUCACUUAGCAAUUCAUCAUAAUUCUGUCAUAGCUUAAAUUACACACUUCAUGUUUAAUACAGCUUUGUAAAAAUUAAUAAAAUGCAAAUAUAUAUAAAUAUAUGGUAAUUAUAAAAAUAAGUUUGAAAUGUUUCAUUAAUUUGUUGUUGUCUUAAAUGAACUGGAAUUUGGUUGAUGAAUCAUAUUUCAUAUUAUUGGCAUAUUUUCCUGUAUAAUAUAUUUUGUGAUGUGUAUUAAUCAAGUAUGAAUUUGUUUUUUAGAAUAGGAAAAAUGUCUCUUGAUAACAUGUUUUGCACAAGGUGUGGUGAUGGGUUUGAGACUAAUGAAAAAAUCGUCAAUUCCAAUGGUGAACUCUGGCAUACAAACUGUUUUGUUUGUGCUCAAUGUUUUCGAGUUUUUCCUGACGGAGUAUAUUAUGAUUUUGAAGGCCGAAAGUACUGUGAACGAGACUUUCAAGUGUUAUUCGCACCAUGCUGUGGCAAAUGUCGUGAAUUUGUUAUUGGUCGUGUGAUAAAGGCUAUGAAUGCUAACUGGCAUCCAGCAUGUUUCCGCUGUGAGGAGUGCAACAUGGAAUUGGCUGAUGCUGGCUUUAUCAAGAACGCUGGUCGUGCUCUUUGCCAUGGUUGUAACACACGUAUAAAAGCUGAUGGAUUACAAAAUUAUAUGUGCCAUAAAUGCCAUGGUGUGAUAGAUGGUGAGCCUCUGCGUUACCGUGGCGAAGUGUAUCAUGGCUAUCACUUCACUUGCGCUACUUGUGGAGUGGAGCUGGAUCAUACUGCGCGCGAGGUCAAGAACCGGCCUGGGUACGCCGCUAAUGAUGUGAACAAUCUAUUUUGCCUACGUUGUCACGACAAAAUGGGCAUUCCGAUUUGUGGCGCAUGUCGUCGACCCAUAGAAGAGAGGAUUGUCACCGCUUUGGGCAAACAUUGGCAUGUUGAGCACUUCGUGUGCGCGAAAUGCGAAAAGCCAUUCCACGGACAUCGUCAUUACGAAAAGAAAGGCCUGGCCUACUGCGAGCAGCAUUACCACCAGCUGUUUGGCAACCUCUGCUACGUCUGCAACCAGGUCAUCGCUGGAGACGUAUUCACUGCGCUAAACAAAGCAUGGUGCGUACACCAUUUCUCAUGUUCCGUAUGUGAUACGGCCUUAAGCACGCGCAGUAAGUUCUACGAAUAUGACGAGCGUCCCGCCUGUCGUCGAUGCUACGAACGAUUUCCAGCCGAAUUGCGGCGACGAUUGCGACGCGCACACCAUUACACACUGCGCAGGAACUAAGA